GUUUCUGCUCCUCGAUGGUGGAUGUGGCGGAGGUGGAUGACGGGAAGGAGGAACCGGAGGAGGAAGAAGUGUGUGUGUGAUGACGCCUCCGCUGGUUCGCUCCUCUCUCGGCCUCCUGCUGAAAGUCACCGGCUCGUUGUCUGCCUCCAGAAUCAAACUCGUCGCACAAGCAGCAGCUCUUCCUCAUCUCCGUGGGAGAACCAUGCACUACCUCACGGAGGAGAGAGGACGACCUCAUUCUCCUGACUACCGGAUCUAUUUUAAAACCUCUGAUGGGAAAUAUGUUUCACCGUUUCAUGACAUUCCACUUAUAGCUGACCUGGAACAGGACAAUGAUGUACCAGCUAAAAAACCCAAGCGUAAUGAGAAAGAGGUGCUCUUUAACAUGGUUGUAGAGGUACCUCGAUGGUCAAAUGCUAAAAUGGAGAUUGCUACAAAGGAACCACUGAAUCCGAUCAAACAAGAUGUAAAGAAAGGCAAACUCCGAUAUGUUGCCAACAUAUUUCCCCAUAAAGGAUACAUCUGGAACUAUGGAGCUCUCCCACAGACAUGGGAGGACCCGAACCACACAGAUGCAGAAACAACAUGUUGUGGUGAUAAUGAUCCCAUUGACGUUUGUGAAAUCGGGGCCCAGGUGUGUUUUCCAGGUCAGGUGAUCCAAGUGAAAGUGCUUGGCAUCUUAGCCAUGAUUGAUGAGGGCGAAAUGGACUGGAAGGUCAUUGCUAUUAAUGCUCAGGACCCGGAUGCCAAAAAUCUAAACAGCAUAGAGGAUGUCCGCAAGAGCCGACCCGGUCAUUUAGAGGCAACGGUUGACUGGUUCAGGAAAUAUAAGGUGCCCGAUGGAAAGCCUGAGAACCAAUUUGGAUUCAAUGGACAAUUCAAAGACAAGGACUUUGCAGUUGAGAUCAUCAAGUCCACCCAUGAGCACUGGAGGGCACUAGUGCAGAAGCAGACAAAUAGUGAAGGGAUUGAAUGCAAAAAUAUCUCUUGCUGUGAGAGUCCUUUGAAAUGCAGUGCUGAUGAGGCCAGAGAUGUCGUCCAGUCGGCCCCAACAGUUGGUAGCCCACAUCCUGUGUCUCCAGAGGUGGAUAAAUGGCAUUUCAUCUGAAACCCUUAAGACAAUAUGGAAACACACAGAAGCAUCUAACAUCCGAUGAAGAUUUAUCUAUAUGCAGCUGGAUUUAUUUUUGGUAGGAACUCUUCCUCAGCUGUGUAAAGUGCCAUCUACAUUUGCCAUCCAAUCGUUUGCCAUAGAGAAAAA
Paralichthys olivaceus (Japanese flounder) is the source of this 1261-nucleotide messenger RNA. RefSeq names its product inorganic pyrophosphatase 2 (gene ppa2). The record is from RefSeq and is a predicted model, not a curated record. NCBI's taxonomy places the organism in Eukaryota, Metazoa, Chordata, Actinopteri, Pleuronectiformes, Paralichthyidae. Gene Ontology annotation, molecular function: inorganic diphosphate phosphatase activity; magnesium ion binding. Gene Ontology annotation, biological process: phosphate-containing compound metabolic process. Gene Ontology annotation, cellular component: cytoplasm.